Molecule: messenger RNA, 1396 nt
Organism: Umbelopsis ramanniana AG
Lineage: Eukaryota; Fungi; Mucoromycota; Umbelopsidomycetes; Umbelopsidales; Umbelopsidaceae
Exons: 4
Coding region: 1-1230 (409 amino acids)
Biological process (GO): transmembrane transport
Cellular component (GO): membrane
Molecular function (GO): transmembrane transporter activity
Source: RefSeq, a predicted model, not a curated record
AUGGCCAUUGUACUUUUGACAGCAGGUUGGUUUGGCGAAGAGUCAGAUUUCCGCGGCCGAUUAUUUGUCAUUCGCACUUCAGCUGUUGGUAUGAUUCUGUAUACGGCCAUGAUCAUCUUGGUUGCUGAGUACCAAGAUGUCGUGGGUAUUAUACCGAUCUUCAUUGCACCUAUAUUGAAGGGACUUUUGGCGGGUGAACACACUGUUUUCUCAGCCUUCAACGCUUACAUAUCAGAUGCUACAGACCCACGAGAUCGCACACUCUACAUGUCAUUUAUUAUGGCAACCAUGUUCUCUGGCUUGGCUGUAGGUCCAUUGCUAGGCAGUUGGGUCAUCCAGCAAACUGGCUCUUUAGUCAACAUAUUUUACAUUAAUCUCGUGGGCGACAUCGGUUAUCUCCUUUAUGCACUCUUCAUUUUACCAGAAUCUAAUCCGUUUGUUGGACAACACAGCACCAAGAAACGCAAAACCAUCAAAGAAAGUCUGAAUAUUUUUUCUGCCCUCCACAUCAUCGUACGAACUAGACCAGCCCAUGCCAAUCGCUAUGCAUUGUACCAAAUGGCGACUAUUAUGUUUCUCAUCACCAUCAUCAUGAUACCCCCAACCUUACUCUAUGCCAUGUUGAAAUUUGGAUGGACUGCCUACGAGGGUGGUUUCUACAUGAGCAUGUCUUCGUUCGUACGCCUUAUUGCCCUCAUGGUGUUGCUUCCGAUUCUUACUCGUCUCUUCAAGCGACCCGGUCAAAGCCGUCGCAACGAUAUCUUGUUUGACGUCUGGAUGAUGAGAGCUGGAUACUUGGUGGAUGCAGUGGGUCUAGCGCUAUUGGCUAUGGUGCCUACAGGUGGAACAUUCUAUGCAGCAGGCGCCAUCCAGGCCCUAUCGAUGAUUGCCCAGCCGAGCACCAGGUCGCUCCUGACCAUGCUGGUCAAGCCCACCGAAAUAGGUGAACUCUUUGGUGCCAUUUCGGUUGUGGAUGCAUUUGCUGGCAUUGUUUCACAAUUUUGCGUCAAUGCAUUGUAUGCGGCUACGGUUAAAACCAUGCCGGGCUUGACGUUCUAUUUCUGUGCCUUCGUCGCCCUCCUCACCAGUUUGACCGCUUUCCUUGUCCAUCCCACAGCCAGCAGUGAGGAUGAGGUCCAAACCGAUGACGCACCUCCUCAAAGCAACCAGCCCAACUUGGCAACCACCAUUGCUGUCGAGGCACCAGAGGUGGCCAAUGAUUUGAUUUAGUGCCGACAUCAUGAACAAUAGUCGCUGGCGACAUAUCAGUGUUGUCCAACUUUGCAUUGUACACUUUAAACCUGGUGUACAUUAUACCAAACAAAUUUAAUCAAUAAACUAUGUUGUAAUUCGCACAUAAAUAGCAGCAGUAGCAGAGGCUCUUUAUAUAUGGAAU